AAACGACCCAUUCGUAGUUACAGUCCUGCGAGCAAUUCCUCAAUAUUGGACAAGAACAGACCGAUCAAGACGCCACUUUGCUACCUCAAAGAUUUAUUAUAUUAACGUUCAAGCAUUGUAAUCAUCGAAUCAUUGUCUGUAGCAUUUCCAACUACAUUGGGAUCUCCGGGAAGAUCAAGACCGCUGGGCCCACGCGCAAACUUGGGGUUUUCUUGGUUCUCUUUCUUCUUCUUCUAUGGAGUUCAAAAGGUUUGUGUCAGGAAUCAAGAAGACGAGGAAGAACGCACCUGAUUGAUGGCUCAAAGAUCACAUGUUCCAAAGUUUGGAAACUGGGAUGGUGAUAAUGUACCUUACACGGCCUACUUUGAGAAUGCACGCAAAGACAAAGCUGGUGGAGUGAAGAUGAAUCCAAAUGAUCCUGAGGAGAAUCCAGAGGCCUUCAAUUUUGGAAGAGUGGGAGAUGGAAGCGAUAGUGUUUUUCAUGCUGUUCAAUCUCCUGCCCAUGUCAAUCCUGAUAAAUCAGCAGAGAAAUACCUAAGGGAGGGGCACAAGCAGAAAUAUGGUCACCAAAGAAACACUUCUGAUCAUCAAAUGAGUGUGACUCAGAAGAGCAUGACUUCCGAAUCUGCAAGUGAUAAAAGCAAUUCUGAUUAUUCUCUCCUGCAGGCAAACCACCGCCAUGCGAGAGCUGACCGAAAGAAGAGUAUGACUGAGGAUAACAGUAGAUUCUGUCUGCCAUCACCAGGACCUAAUAGACCGAGAGGUCAAAGUAAUCCAUAUGAUGAUAUUUCCUGUAGAUCAGCAUCGGUACCCAAAUUUGGGGCUUGGGAUGAACAAGACCCUCAAUCAGCAGAAGGAUUUACAGUCAUAUUCAACAAAGUAAAAGAGGAAAAACAUAUUGCAGCUGCCAAGUUGCCCAUUCCUCCUCAACCUAGCAAUUAUUCAAACAAUGAGAAAAAACAAACAGGCUCAAAGACAUGUUGCUGUCUGUUUUGAAGUGCAAGAGAAUGAUCUGUGUGGCUUUGGUUUGCUUAUGUUGGGUCUAAGAUUGGAGAAGCAUAAUCAUCUUUGGGUUUUUACUCAAUGUAUUGACAAACUAUUUUCGAACUGCAAUUUCUAUUCUUUAUGAAUUAUAUUCAUUUGCUUUUUCACCAAAAUAAAUAGAUCUUCUGCACCAUUAGUAGUAGUAGAUUUGUUUUGGGUAAGUAAAUGUAUUCAUUCAUGUCUGUGGCAUAACAACCUUGCCAUCUGACAAGAGAAUGCACAAAAAUAGCGA
Molecule: messenger RNA, 1276 nt
Organism: Ilex paraguariensis (yerba mate)
Lineage: Eukaryota; Viridiplantae; Streptophyta; Magnoliopsida; Aquifoliales; Aquifoliaceae
Source: the annotation of a GenBank genome assembly